UUGGUAACUUCCUCCUCAAAUCCUGGCUUUUUGCCUUCAUAGCGCCGUCGCCGGAGUGUGAGUUGAGAAGCCCAGGCAGCGCUAAGGUGUGCUAGUACACAACGCAACACAAUGUAUCUUCAUUUUUUUUCUGCCUUGAGGAUGAAAAACGAGUGAAUUUGGUACUUUUUUUUUUUCCCAAGCGCGCGACAGUCGGACGAUAAUGUUGGCGUCAUGUAGGGUCUUUUUCAGAGUUUGGAAAACAAAUCGGGUUUUGUCGGUGAAUUCUCGGGAGAUGGCAGAGUAGUUCGACCCAUAUCCUCAUAAAGCACUUCGAGAAAAAAAUAACCAACAAGGUCUAAAAUGAAGGCUCCGGGCAUGUUUCUUUUGGUUUUGAUCAGCCUUGUCGUUCCUUGCUGUAGCUUGGAAGGUGAUGGCAGUGUGAGAAACACUGAAUGUGUGUGUGAUGGAUCGUCUUGCAGCACAGGGGACAGGUGUUUCGGUCAGCAGUGCUUUGCUUCACUCUCCACGCUGAACGGGACAUCAGUCCUUCAGAAGGGCUGCAUUGUGGGCAAUGAGGAGGAGUCCUUGCGGUGCAGAAACCCUCCAACUUCUGAGCUGGUAGUGGAGUGCUGCAACAGCGAUUUGUGCAACAUGAACAUUUCUUUGCAGCCUCCGGUAAAAGAUGUAGAACUGUCUGCUGGCAGACCAGUCCUAAGAGACCAGGAGUGUGUGUGCGAGGGCGGAGUGUGUGAGCGUGACCAUCGCUGUACAGGCCAGCAGUGUUUCUCCUCUCUCAAGAUGAUUGAUGGGGUGGCUGUCCAACAGAAGGGCUGCCUGAGGGACGACGAGGAGGGCAGAGCCACCUGUGCCAUGCCACCCUCAUCGGCCCAUGUUGUCAAGUGCUGCCAGGGCCAUCUGUGUAACAUGAACGUCACUGUGCAAGCUCCAGGAAAAGAGGAGGGAGUGAAGCCUCUGGUCAGAGAAGAGCACGAAUGUGUGUGCGAGGGCAGCCCAUGUGAAACGGGGAAUCGCUGUAAGGGCCACCAGUGCUUCUCUUCUUUGACAGUCACCGGUGGCUCCCUGGUGUAUCAGAAAGGCUGUUUUAAGGUCUACGAACAGAGCACGAUGACCUGCAAGACUCCGCCUUCCAGAGACCAGAUUGUGGAGUGCUGCCACGGGCACCUCUGUAACAUGAACAGCACCGUGCAGCUGCCUGUCAAAGCUGAUGAGCACUCCAACUACAACGUGACCACACUGGCGAUAGUCAUCGUGGCACCCGUCAUCUUCCUGAUCAUCCUCUCUGUCAUCGCCAUCCUGGUGUUUAGAUGCAUUCACCACAACCAGAUGGAAAGAUUAACCUCAAGGGAUGCUGAGUAUGGAACUAUUGAUGGCCUUAUAGCAUCCAAUGUGGGGGAGAGCACUCUGGCGGAUCUGCUGGAUCAUUCUUGCACUUCAGGAAGCGGCUCAGGACUGCCGUUCCUUGUUCAGAGAACUGUUGCUCGACAAAUCACACUCAAUGAGUGCGUGGGUAAAGGCCGAUACGGUGAAGUGUGGAGGGGUCAAUGGCAAGGAGAAAGUGUUGCUGUCAAAAUAUUUUCCUCCCGUGAUGAGAAGUCCUGGUUCAGAGAGACAGAGAUCUACAACACAGUACUCCUGAGACAUGAGAACAUCUUAGGUUUCAUAGCGUCAGACAUGACUUCGAGGAACUCCAGUACUCAGCUGUGGCUGAUCACUCACUUCCACGAGAUGGGCUCCUUAUACGACUACCUUCAGCUCACCACCCUUGAUGCAUCCAGCUGCCUCCGCAUGGCCCUCUCCAUUGCUAGCGGCCUGGUUCAUCUCCACGUGGAGAUCUUUGGCACUCAGGGCAAACCAGCCAUCGCCCAUCGAGACCUUAAGAGCAAAAAUAUCCUGGUUAAAAAGAACGGACAGUGCUGCAUCGCUGACCUCGGUCUGGCUGUCAUGCAUUUCCAAGACACCAACGAGUUAGACGUGGGGAACAACCCUAAAGUGGGCACGAAGCGCUACAUGGCUCCAGAAGUUCUUGAUGACUCUAUUCAGAUGGACUGCUUCGAGUCCUACAAGAGAGUGGACAUCUGGGCCCUGGGUCUCGUCCUGUGGGAAAUCGCCAGGAGAACAGUCAGCAACGGCAUCGUAGAAGACUACAAGCCGCCUUUCCAUGAUGUGGUUCCGAGCGACCCGAGCUUCGAGGAUAUGAAGAAGGUAGUGUGUGUCGACCAGCAAAGGCCCAACAUCCCAAACAGAUGGUUCUCAGAUCCUACUUUAACCUCCAUGGCCAAACUCAUGAAGGAGUGCUGGUACCAGAACCCAUCAGCCAGAUUAACAGCAUUACGCAUCAAAAAGACUCUCACAAAGAUCGACAACUCUCUGGACAAAAUCAAAACGGACAUUUGAGUGUCUGAAGAAGAACAGGCAGAUGUUUACUAAAGGCCUUUGAGGACAUCCAGAGGGUGGAGCAUUUAGGAAAACCUGAGGACAAAAGACUCGAUGGGUCAAGUGCCCUUAUAGCGGCACAGACCUGUAUUUAUUUUAAAACACGUGGCGGGAAACAUUUUGGCAUCCAAAGAUGGCUUACUGGGCAUUUCUGAGACUGCAGAUAGUCUUAGAAAAAAAGGAGAAUCUCUUUUCAUCUUAUUACAUAGGAGCUGGACUGUUAGCAACGCUCUUUAAGGAAGAAGCUGUUACCUGGGCAUUUGAGUAGGCUUGCUUUUGUUAGCGCUGCAGAUUUAGUUUGACACAUUUUUAGUCGUAAAACUGUCCGAACAUGUUACGUUUAGCAAUUUAUCUCUUUAAUUAUACUACAUUGUUCAUUUGCAUUAUAGUGAACAUAGGAAAAAGAAGCUUGCCAAUUUACUCCGAGUACUCCACUAAAGAAGGAGGAGUGCUGUGUUUUACUUUGACUGCGUCUCAUGUACCUCUGUUUACAACAGCUGUCGGGCGUUUCUUGGGAUUCCGUCGAUCCUGUAACAUUUAGUCGUGCAGCUGCGUCAGUGUCACUGUUCUUUUCCUGAGAUACUUUGUGGCAAACCUUUUGUAUAUCACCGUGCAUUUUACAUUGAAUUAUGUACCGGGUCUAUGUUUUUGUUUCUUCAGCUUUACGGAGACAAAUGCUAAAAGAACAAAUAAAAUAUCUGCUAAGUAACGCUGAACUCUAUUCCUCCAGAGGCCUGUAAGUAAAGCCUGUAAAGCCUGUAAACUGUCUUAACGCGUGCAUUGUUGUCUUAAUGCGUGCAUUGUCAAGUAAAUGAAGUCAAACUUCUGCCUUUUUUUAAUUUCUUUAACAUUUUAUAUCAAAUAGUGAUUUCUAUUAAUUAAAUAGAAAAAUGUGUUUUAUCUGUC
Molecule: messenger RNA, 3342 nt
Organism: Sphaeramia orbicularis (orbiculate cardinalfish)
Lineage: Eukaryota; Metazoa; Chordata; Actinopteri; Kurtiformes; Apogonidae
Product: activin receptor type-1
Exons: 12
Coding region: 343-2397 (684 amino acids)
Biological process (GO): transforming growth factor beta receptor signaling pathway; protein phosphorylation; cellular response to growth factor stimulus
Cellular component (GO): BMP receptor complex; plasma membrane
Molecular function (GO): ATP binding; transmembrane receptor protein serine/threonine kinase activity
Source: RefSeq, a predicted model, not a curated record